CAUUGUGAAAUUACCCCACUCAUAUUGAGUUUCCCUUUCACUCUUUCAAAGCUUUAAUGGCUCUGUUUCUCUUACUUCUUCUUGUUCUUUCGUUUCCUUCGACAAAUGCCGAGUGGCCACCGUCGCCGGACUACUGGCCGAGCUCUAAGUUUAGGCCGAUGAGCUUCCAUUAUGCGUUUAAAAGCCUUUGGGGUUUUAACCAUCAGAGUUUGGAUCAAAAUGCACUGACGAUCUGGCUUGAUAGAACCUCAGGAAGUGGGUUCAAGUCAAACCGACCAUUUCGUUCGGGUUAUUUUGGAGCUUCUAUCAAAGUUCAUCCGGGUUAUACUGCAGGGGUCAUUACAGCAUUCUACUUAUCAAAUAGUGAAGUUCAUCCAGGAUUUCAUGAUGAGGUGGACAUUGAGUUCCUUGGAACAACAUUUGGUAAACCUUAUACUUUACAAACAAACGUGUAUGUCAGAGGGAGUGGAGAUGGCAAAAUCAUCGGAAGGGAAAUGAAAUUUCAUCUUUGGUUCGAUCCAACUCAAAACUUCCAUCACUACGCCAUUUUUUGGAGUCCCAAAGAGAUCAUAUUCCUAGUGGAUGAUGUGCCCAUAAGAAGAUACCCAAGGAAGAGCGCGGAAACAUUUCCUCUGAGGCCAAUGUGGGUAUAUGGUUCGAUAUGGGAUGCCUCUUCAUGGGCAACUGAAGACGGCAAAUACAAGGCUGAUUACAAUUACCAACCCUUUGUUGCAAAGUUCACCGGUUUCAAAGCCGGCGGUUGCUCGGCUUACUCUUCACCUCGGUGUAGGCCGAUAUCGGUAUCCUCGUUUCGGUCCGGCGGGCUAACCGGACAACAAUAUAGAGCAAUGAGAUGGGUUCAAAGAUACCAUAUGGUUUAUGACUACUGCAAGGACCCCAAGAGGAACCAUGGCUUGACACCAGAGUGUUGGAACUAGCUUCUAUGAUGAACUUAAAUAACAGCCUGGGGAAAAUAUAUAAAAGAAGAAG
Hibiscus syriacus is the source of this 990-nucleotide messenger RNA. RefSeq names its product probable xyloglucan endotransglucosylase/hydrolase protein 32. The coding region runs from base 57 to 938 and encodes 293 amino acids. Gene Ontology annotation, molecular function: hydrolase activity, hydrolyzing O-glycosyl compounds; xyloglucan:xyloglucosyl transferase activity. Gene Ontology annotation, cellular component: cell wall; apoplast. NCBI's taxonomy places the organism in Eukaryota, Viridiplantae, Streptophyta, Magnoliopsida, Malvales, Malvaceae. The transcript is spliced from 4 exons. Gene Ontology annotation, biological process: cell wall biogenesis; xyloglucan metabolic process. The record is from RefSeq and is a predicted model, not a curated record.